ACCGCAACAGUCUCCCAGCUGCAGUAGUCGAAGUUGUAGCGAAGUCUUGGAGCACCGAGUUCCAGAAGUCCUACUAGUCGCUACCUACUAGCCCAACUCCAAGUUACCCAUUCAGUGCAAGAUGCGCCUGUUCGUGAUCGGCCUGCUGGCCCUUGGCUCCGUUGGAGCUUUCUCCGUGGUGCGAACCCUUCCGCAGCCGCAUCCCCAACUGGUGGCCUACUCCCCGGCCAGAGGAGAGUUCCCGGUGGUGAGUGGUCUGGCCCAGGGCUAUGUGCGCUACUUUGACGGAACGGGAGCCGAGCGCUUGCUGGCAUACAACUAUCCGGAACCCCUCAACGGAAUUCGCGACUUGGCCACCUCCACUUUGACCCGUGCUGGAUUCGAGAACGAGAGCCAGGACAUCGCUCUGUUCCGGGCAUGGUGUGAGCAGCGCUAUCAGGUCUUGCGCCAGGAGCUGGAUCGUUUAAGGGCCCAGGGACAGAAGCCGUCCUCCAGCAUGCUAGCCCAGUUCGAGCCCUUGGAACAGAUUGUGAAGUUCGCCGCCUUUGAAGCCGUUCCCGGACUGAGUCCGGAAGUCCAAAAGGCUCGGGAUGAACAGCUGCGGAUCUGGAACGAGGCCAGGUUGGAGGUACUGCGUGCUGAGCAGGCUCAGCAGCUGCAAACAAAGGCCCAGGAGAUUCCCGUGAUCUACGGCCAGCCGGAGCAGUCGAUCCUGAUUAAGACCUCCAAACCACAGGUGGCGAAGCCCAUUGAGACUCCUCAGACCCACUCCUACGGACAGUUCACCGCCAGCCAGGGCAACGUACUGAUCAAGACGGCACCACAGCCGGCCCUACAACCUGUCGAGGAGACGCUGGAGGUGAAACUGGCUCGCCAGGAGCACCUCAAGCAGUUUAAUGCGGCCUUGCUGCGCCAACCGGCUCCGGAAACCCCAAUCGUAAAGACGAUCCCGACGACUCAAACGCUGCUCAUCAAGACGCAAACUGGUACCUUUGAGGGUCAGCAAGCUCCGCAACCCAUUGAGGAAACCCCCGAAGUUAAGCGCGCUCGUGAGGAGCAUCUUAAGCAGUUCAACGAGGCCCUGCUCCGACAGCCUGCCCCUGAAACCCCGAUUCUAAAGACCGUUCCUGGAAUUCAGCAGCCGCAAGCCUUACAGCCACAGCCACAGCCAAUUAUCAACACAAGAACCACCUUUGAAAAUCAGCCGAUUACCCAACCUCUAGCCAUCUUCAAGACCAGCUCCUUCGAGGGUCAGCAGACUCCCCAACCAAUUGAAGAAACACCAGAAGUCAAGAAAGCCCGCGAGGAGCACCUUAAGCAGUUCAACGAAGCGUUGCUGCGUCAGCCCACGACUCCCGAGGAGCCCCUCCUGAAGAUCACUCCAACCCGCUCCCAGGCCAUUUCCUUUGAAGGUCAGCUGGCCCCGCAGCCCGUUGAGGAAACUCCUGAAGUGAAGCGGGCUCGGGAGGAGCACCUGAAGCAGUUCAACGAAGCCAUCCUGCGUCAGCCCAUCGACAUUCAGCAGCAGCCACUGAUCCCCACCGCUCCCAUUGCUCCGUUUGCUCCCCAGGCCAUCGUUAAGACCACUUUUAUCCAGGUGCCAGGACCCCAGCCCAUCCAGGACACUCCUGAAGUCAAGCUGGCUCGCGAACAGCAUCUGCUGCUUCUGAACCAGGCCAAGUUACAGGCCGAAGACAAGGUGGCCGACAUUUCUGACAUGAUCCUCCUGGAGGAGCGAGAGCGCGAGAACGAGCGUCUGCUGGAGCUGGAGCAGCGCAAGCGGGAGGAAAAGGAGGCCGAGCUGGAGCGCCAAAUGGAAGCGGAUCGUCUGCGCGAGGAAACCCGUCUGCUGGAGGCUGAGCGUCUCAAGAUCGAGCAGGAGGAUCGCCUUCGACUGGAGAGCGAACGUCUAGCCGAGAAGCAGGAAAUCACCACUACCUAUGAGAAGGGCAUCCCGGAAUACCUUCGCAAGGCUGAGCAGUUCAAAAUUAUUUCCAGCCAGGCACAGGCACAGCCUCAGCCGCAGUCUCAGCCCAACAUCGUGACCCAGCAGCAGCAGGUGCAGAACGGCUUCUUCCUCCGCAUUCAGACCAACCAGCCCAGUAGCAUCGAGACGGGGGAAGCACCCAUCAGCAGCCCGGCUUUAGUGUUCGCCGAGAAGACUCCCAAUCCCUUCCUGGUCCGCUACACCUCUGAGCCACAGGUGCUGCAGCCUCUGCCCUUCCCCAUUCUCGCCAAACUGAACCAGGAGGUGUCCACCGCCUCUGCUACCGCCACCACCACCAGCAGCAGCUCGUCUUCAGACAGCGAACUGGAAAAGGCCACUAGGGAGCAUUUCCGAGCCCACGAGAUCGCCCUGGAACAGCUGCGUCUGGCCAACCUGAAGAACCCGUGGAACCCCGAGCCCUGCCAGCAUUAAGGAAUCCCCUGCCGAAAAAUCCCAAUUCGAAUCACUUGCAUUGCCUUAGGUUAGAGCAACACUCACAAUCACAAUCACACUCAUAAUCGCACUCAGUGUCACACCCAUUCAAGUCACUCAAGCACCCACUCAUACGCAUACUCGUACACCUGUGUAGAUUAAGCGAUUCAGUCCGAAUCUCCGAUUCAAAAUGCAUUCAGUUGAGAAACAACGCAAAAAAAAAAAAAACAAAAAACCGUGCUGCAGCGGCAAAUUGAGUUAUUGGUAGGAGGUAGGGGGUAGAUGAAGGGGUGGGUGCCACCAAGGGGGUGGAACAAAGGAAAUGGCUUUCUUGACUUUACAGCAGUGGUGGGCAAAACGCACACAUUUAUAACAUUUGAUUGUGUGCGUAAGCAGCGAAAAACAAAGAGAGCAACCCAUUCACUGAGCGAAAAACUUUGUGUACUAAUUCGUUCAUCGGUAAUUUUGUAAAUAUUGCACAAAAUAAGGUACUUUUUGUAUUUUUCAGACUUGUAUAAUGAAUUUACACAAUUAUAAUAAUAAAAUAUGAAAAUAUAAUACAAAAAUAAAAGAAAAAAUACGAACUAUAAUAAAAUUAAUAAAGAUAAUAAAAAAAAAUAAUAAUAGGAAUAUAAAAGAAAAUAUAAAACGAAUAAUAAAAAAUUAAAAUAUAUAUAUCCAUAUUUUCUAUAAAGAAAAAUUUUUCUUCCCAAAUUUCAAGAAACAUUUUUCUCAGUGAUUUUUUUGUCGCAAUGGUCGUGCUCCAGUGAGGUCCGAUCAUCGAAUAAAUUCAUUUUCAUUGGUAGAACAGAAUAUUUUUGGCGCUCAAAUGAAAUGAAAUGAGAGAAAAAUGCCAACUUUGGCCCUCUCACGAAAGCUAAUGAGAGUGCUUCGGAGAGGAGCGAGCUCGCUCAUACUGUGCGUGUGCCGGCAGCGCUGCAGCAGAAUUUUUGGCCCUAUGCUCGCGAGUUAUGGGAA
This is a messenger RNA of Drosophila ananassae, 3397 nucleotides long. RefSeq names its product mediator of RNA polymerase II transcription subunit 15. Lineage: Eukaryota; Metazoa; Arthropoda; Insecta; Diptera; Drosophilidae. The transcript has a single exon. Bases 122 to 2419 code for a protein of 765 amino acids. The record is from RefSeq and is a predicted model, not a curated record.